Molecule: messenger RNA, 1560 nt
Organism: Acanthaster planci (crown-of-thorns starfish)
Lineage: Eukaryota; Metazoa; Echinodermata; Asteroidea; Valvatida; Acanthasteridae
Source: RefSeq, a predicted model, not a curated record
GAGCCUCCGACAAGAGCUGACGCCUUUGGCUAAAGGCUAGCGAGACUAGCACGCUUUCAACGCCAUUUGGGUUAAAGUUGGCUUUUCAAAUCCCGAAAGACCACUGUUCGCGAGUAUUCUGACAGUUUCUGAUCCCUCUGAGUUGGAGUUUCGGAGUCAACGAUGGAUAACCCAAACUACAACCCGCACCCCGCUGCUGCAGGCUACCAGGCCCAGCCGGCCUACUCCCAGCCGGGCUACCAUUACCCGGCUGCCCAGCCCCACAUCCAGCAGCCGGCACCCCCGGUGGUGGUGAUGGAUCACCACCAUCACCACGACGAUCACCACCACCAUCACCACGACGACUAUCAUCAUCACCAUGACGACCAUGUGGCCGAGGACGUCUGUUGCGCGGCACUGUGCGCCCUCUGCCUCUGUUGCUGUAUGAACCAGAACUGAUCCACUCAAAGCAUCCCGAUGACAAGACUACCACGUGCCUAAAUGACGACACCAGGAAGCUACACCAAAGAAAAGAUAUUCUUCAGUCCAUGGCUUCACAAAUGUUACCGAUAUUGUAGUGUGAGAUAAUAGUUUUCCCACAAUAAAACAAGUAUGAUUAAGUCUAAAAAGAUCACAAAAAAAGGUCAAAGCAAAAUUUUCAUCCCUUUAGAGCAAUUUGUUCCAAGGAUGGAUCGAGGGUUUGGGGCAAAAAGCCAAAAAUUGUUUUGAAAAACUAAUGAGGAAAAGACAUUUUUUUCGCUCCUCUCUUCCAAAAGCAAGUAAGAAGCCCCACAUGUAGCCCCACCGCUCAGAGAGGCCAUUAAUUAAAGAUUACAUGAACAAGUUCUUAUUUGCACUCUGAAAUUUUUGUUCUGAUCCGCCUUUGAUCUGUUCUGCUGUAAUCGCUCGUAUUAUGAAAUCUAAUUAGCUGCUAUUUUUAGUGAUCACGAUGACUGCUAAGUCUAACUGAACAAAAUGCACAUAGUUAGCAAGACUUUGUGUGAAAAAGUGAUGAAAUAUCAAUGACUCGUGUUUAGUCCCCCAAAAUGUAAAAUGGCGCAGCCUGUUCAUAAAAUACCAUCGACAUUUUUAGCACUGCUUUUCGAAAUUUGUCGCUAAAGUCUAUUGCUACUGUCAAAAUAUAAAAAGUGUGUUGAACUCCCCCAAUUAAAAUGAACUCCUCAAUGAUGUUUGUGUCGCUGAGCUACCGAAGAUAUUAGUUUGAGGAGAGAAGGUCAGUUCCAUUCCACGAAGCAGGUUGAGAAGAAAUGAGCCAAAAGAGGAAUACAGAAGAUGGAGAAACAUUAGUUUGAUUUGCCCAAUGGGAUGUUGCAUGACCUCUGGUCGACUCAUGGAGGUUGACUCUUUAUAACAUUUAUCAUUGUGUUAAUUUGACAGGUUUAGUUUCGCAUGAACUUGUUAUUUUUUAUAGCAGCAAGGUAAAGUUUAUAACCAACAGUUUGCUUAGAAAGUGUGCAUCUGUAUUUUUUGUCCUUUUAGCGGUUCCUAUUACCGCACACUGUCCACUGAUUAAAGUUCAGAAGGCACUGUCUCGCUUUCCUGAUUCUCAAGGCUGUUGAA